AUGGCGGAUGAAUUAGAUGGAUUGCCGCUGAUCCAAUAUGUUGGAGUGGAUCGUAUAACAGUGGAUUAUUCUUCAUCAGUUUCUCCAUGGCUACUAAAAAGCAAGUAUUAUAAACGCAAUAAACGUUUAUAUCACAGGGAUAUACCACUUGAAUCUCCAAGAAUUCUGCCGGUUUCUUAUUAUUCUGGAUUUGUAAAUCAAUAUAAUGGCGUUUGUAACCACCUUGCACACGCAGCUUCCAACAGAAAUAAAUUCCCCAACGUUUCACUGAAAUGGUUUCCUAAUGGUAAGACCCUACUUGCAGGUACUCAGGGAGGAAAAUUUAUCAUGUGGAAUGGUACCACAUUUCAGUUUGAUGAUAUAAAGAGAUUUCCUGUGGGAACUGGGAGUGUAACAUGCAUUGAAUGGUCUCCAUAUGGAGAUUACCUUAUAGCAGGUGAUGAAUACGGCAAACUAGCUCUGUUAUCUCCAGCAUUGAGCUUAUUAAAUACCACUUUAUAUGAGGGUUUGUCUAAUCCAAUAUUAGACAUAUCAAUUUCCCCCAAUGGAACGAAAUUGUGUGCAUGUGCAGAUACAUAUUCACCACACAUAUGGGACGUUCAACAGUGUGAACUAGAGGGUUUGUUAACUGGUGAAAAUAUAGGAUCUACCAGUGUAACCUGCCUACAAUGGCAUCCGUAUAAGUCACUCAUAGCGACUGGGAGUAGAAUAAAUGUGGUUUCCUUAUGGGAUCCCUUGUCUAGAACACAAAUUUCGUCUUUUUAUGCUCAUAAGGCACCGAUAUGUAAAAUAUCAUGGAACCCUGCUGGUAACACUUUUAUUACGGCUGGGAUAGAUGGGCUAGUAAAGCUUUGGGAUUUGAGAUAUCUGAAACAGCUUUUGGUAUACAAGAUCUCUACAGCUGCGGAGGCUGCCAUACCGAUCAUAAUUGGACCAAAUGUUCUAAAGACAAAUAGAAUCGUUACUAUGCCGACAAGCUUGGCUUGGAACCCUGUACAAACUAAUAUAUUUGCAGUUGGAGACAACAAGUCGCGAAUCAUGCAUUUCACAACGGAUUUUACAGAUCCAGUUUCAGAGGUAGAUUUAUGUCAAAUAGAAGAUCGUCAUACUAGUACACUCGCAAUGGAUUUUCACCCAUUUGGUCAUUUGUUAGCUACAUGUUCAGAUGACAAGUUCGUAAGGUUUUGGAGUAGAUCUAUGCCUGGUGGUGACAACCAGAAGUUUAUACAUGCCAAAGAUUUAAACGAACCAGAUCAUGUCAAGUAUUUUUCACUCUCAAGAUUUAAUUUUAAAAAUAAGAUAGAUGUAGAUGAACUUCCAUCUGUAGCUAAUUUUGAUAAAUAG
Molecule: messenger RNA, 1344 nt
Organism: Theileria equi strain WA
Lineage: Eukaryota; Apicomplexa; Aconoidasida; Piroplasmida; Theileriidae
Product: WD domain, G-beta repeat domain containing protein
Exons: 1
Coding region: 1-1344 (447 amino acids)
Cellular component (GO): mRNA cleavage and polyadenylation specificity factor complex
Molecular function (GO): protein binding
Source: RefSeq, a predicted model, not a curated record